AUGACAAUUCGGAAACCUAGCUAUCGCUCAGCGCCGGCUGUUCGGCCAUCGAUAUUGGUCCGCGGCGUUAAACGGGACCCUCGUGUGCGAAAGCCACAAAGGCCCGAGUCAAGGGAAAGAUGCAGCAAAUGGAAAUGCCUUGCUGGAGAUCUUGCUCCGAUAAACUGGUCCAAACGCCAUAAGAAGAACCCCAGAAGGGGCUGGCGAUUCCAGUUGCCGUCCUCGUUAGAAUUGGAAGAAAAAUGUCCAUCCAGUUCAAUUGCUCUGAAUCCUCGGGAGAGGCCUUGCUCUGAUUCUUUGGUGAACCCUGAAUACAAGGCCCAGGGAAAUCAGAGGCACAGCCCGGCUCCCAUCACUAAGCUCGACGCAUCGGCGUUGAAAAUGUGGCAAAAAGGCAUUGGGGGCCUUGGUCUCCGGCCGUCAAUCUGUGUGAUUAUUUCCGCCGGCAUCCCUCGGUUGCGGCGGCGAAGCGAAAUCCGGGAUAAAAACAUAAUUUUAUUCCCGGAUAAUCAUCCCUGGUUUUUAGGGAUUCAGGAGAUAUUCUCCAAGUUUACUCACGGUUACAGAUUAGAUUUGAAGCUCUCUAAUCCCACACGGACUCUGCCUCUGCAGUCUGUUCGGCUCCCGCCUUGUGAUGGCUCUAGGGGUCUCGACUCCUUAUUUAAAUCCACAUCCCCAGUUGCAAUCCACAUACAAAUAGCAACGGUUGUGGAUUGGGUGAGAGUUGCUUCCCAACGACGAGCAUCCGACGGUGGUCAACCAGGUAUAACCUCAUUGAGGCAUCCUCCUGCUCACUCUGCUUGUAAAGUCCUGCCUCGACAGGCGCCGUUCUCCGUCCCAAUUUCACCCACUGAUAUCUGCUUUCAUGAUAUCCCCGGCUUCGGGCCUUAUUAUCCCUAA
Messenger RNA from Linum trigynum, 900 nucleotides. The record is from the annotation of a GenBank genome assembly. Lineage: Eukaryota; Viridiplantae; Streptophyta; Magnoliopsida; Malpighiales; Linaceae.